Arabidopsis lyrata subsp. lyrata is the source of this 1050-nucleotide messenger RNA. RefSeq lists its product as uncharacterized. Gene Ontology annotation, cellular component: membrane. The record is from RefSeq and is a predicted model, not a curated record. NCBI's taxonomy places the organism in Eukaryota, Viridiplantae, Streptophyta, Magnoliopsida, Brassicales, Brassicaceae. Bases 1 to 747 code for a protein of 248 amino acids. The transcript has 2 exons.
AUGAAAGACAACACAAUUCUUGAUAAUCGUUACGGUGCCUCACAAUCUCUUAUUCCUAAGAAAAUACAAAGCUCACAUCAAUUCAAAACCGGUUAUAAUUACGGGCUCGUGUCUCCGGUUCUUGGUUUAUUGGCUUACAAUUCAAACCCGUAUGGUGUGGCUGUGAAUCCUUAUGAGAUUAACAUAAUAGGCACGGAACAAAACUCUAUUUUGAUCAAGUUCUUGAGUAGCGUGGCAAGUGGGAGCCCUAAACCUAACACGAAGAAGAACUCAUCUCUCUUGUGUGCUUGCUUCACAAGUAACGGUAACAUAACGUUUAGGGAGCAAGUUUCAGCCUCCGUUUUCUUGGGAACAAGACAAGGGCAUUAUGUGCUGGUGAUUAGAGCUCAUGAUAGUAGUGGUCGUGGUAGUACGUUGGUAACGCCGCCGUCAUCUCCGGCGGUGAAUGACGGUGGCGGAGGGAAAUUGGCGGUUGGGAGUGUGAUUGGGUCAAUGAUUGGAGCGUUUCUGUUACGGUUAUUGGUGGUGGCGAUGGUAGUGAAAGGGAAGAAGAAAACUAUGAGAGAGGAGAUGGAGAGGAGAGCUUAUGAAGAAGAAGCACUUCCGGUUUCAAUGGUGGGUCAUGUUAGAGCUAAUCCUAAUGCUUCAAGAACAAGAACGGUUCCAAGAUUUGACAAUACUAGGUACAGUAAGUCAGUAACAAGUAACAACAAUCGUAAAUUAGGUAGAUCGUCCUUCUUGAUAUAAUAUUUUCCAUUUUUAGUGUUAAUUGAACCUCUCUUUUUUCUAUUUAUGUUGGAUUGUAAGUUGUAAGAUUUCAUUAUUUAGGAGAUAAUAUGUGGAAUUAACUGUAUUGAAAAUGUUGUAACACAGUUUAAGUUGUUUUGGGCUAGUUGGUUAAUUACAUACAUUUUGAAAUCGAAAGUGAUGGCUUAGCUUAGGGUUUAGAAACGUUUUGGUUUUAACUUUUUCUAAAAAAUAUAGAUAACGAUUUCUGAAUUAUGUAGAUCAUAAUCUAAACAAUUAAUAUCCAUUUAAAACGUAAUCUAU